AGCGCGACCCUCAGAUACCUCUCCAUUUCGAAACAAAGGGGAAGAGCGCUUCCUCGGUAAAAGAACUGCCGCCGGCUGCAUCGUGUACGGCUCUGGCGUAGAAGUCCUUUCCUUCUCGCCUCACAUCCAAUAAGAACGCACACACUUGCACACCUACAACCAGACAUACGCGCAUAUAUACGUAUUGCACGCUUACCAUUUUCUUCUUCCUUUUCUGCGUCGUCAAAACACACACCGCGUGGAUGACGAGCUUCGCCUCCUCCGCCGCCUCUGCUUGGUCUCAAGGCGAAGACGGGACGUGGAGAAGCUGCACCGGCAGUGCGCAGAUUGCCGUUGUCAAUGCAACGGACGAAACAGACCCUCCGGCGGACACUGCGGUUUGGUUCUACUCCAACGCACGGCAUCAGCUAACGGCAACGCACGCCGCGGCGGACGGUGAUGCGGGUGGGGCAGUGCCGUACGGAACCGCCGCUGCAACGCUGCGACAGCGGCCGCGACCGGCCACGGCGGAUGCCGCCACAACGGUCGGCUUCGACGUGAUACCGUGCGAUGUGAUGAUCUCCACCGUGGGGCGCAGGUCGGCAGAGUCGAACCGCCGUUUUGCACGUCCGCGGCAGCGUCCCCGCAUCUCUAUCAGCCCCGCCCACGGCACCGUGCGGUCUGCCGGCAACUCCGUGCGGGUGACGGAAGGCUCGUUGACCUCGCAGGACGCCGUUGGUCGUCUCAUGAGUGUUCUCAAUGACUGUGACGCGCAACAGCAACAGCUGCAGGAGCAGCAGGAGCAGAGGCAGCGGCGCACGUCUGCUGGACGGAAGGGUCUCCACCCCUCCUACGAAAACUCCUACACCGCCAACUCCUUUCCUACACCGCACGCGCCGAGCGAUCGAAGUUACCGCGACUCCGCAGGAUCGACCAUGUCGGCGCACCUUGAGGAUCUCACGAGGAGGUGGGUGUUAGCGGAAGCGAAAGAGGAGGCGGCAGAGGCAGCUGCUGCAGCAACCGCGCAGAGGGCUGGGAGUGCGGGAGAGAUCCGAUCACGAGCCACCGUCGGCAAGAUGCCGGCAUACCGCACGGUGCCCGCGCAGGCUGCGACACCCGUCCACAACUCCUGCGUGAUGCGGCUGCGCAAGUGCAAGUUUAGGCCGUCCAACGCUGCAGCCGCUACUGUCGCAUCCCCUCCGGAUGUUGUUGCAGAGACGGCCACCCCCUCCGUUGCCUCCACUGAGCAUCAAAAGAAGUUGUCAACCGAAGCCGUACUAGGGGAGCGCCUAUCAGCCGAACCCGUCCGCAGCUACUGCAUGCUGAGGGAUGCCACCACGCCAUCGAUCGAGCUGCGUCCCUCCUCUCAAAUUCCGCUGCUGCGGGCGGCCCGACUGCGACGCGCCAACCUUGAACGUCUGCAGCACAACUUCGAACACCAACGGUACGUUUUACAUACGGAGCUGGAGGAUGCCCUCGAAUGGCGGGAGCAGUGUCAAGCGGCGGUGUUGCGUCGACGAAGCAUCGACAGCGGCGCAGCGCUCGUGCCGGUCGUUACGCCGCCGAACUCCCGACCCGUCACCUCCUCAUUCCUCUCCUCCAAACCCGCCACCGAUAUAGUUUCCCAAAGGUUGCUUGACGAGGUGUUUACGCGUCCGUCGAAGCAGCGACCGCACACGGCAGGGGAAGUGCCGGUGCAGUUAGCUGCGGUGAACCACCGUAGUGCGUGGACGACGGAGGCGGCGCGGCGGGCGUUGCGUGAGGAAAAGGAGCGGCUCACAAGUUUGCUGAACGCGUUUGAGGUCACGUGCGGCGCCGCAGCGCUGACGCUGGUGGCCAUGGGGGAGUUCCGUGCGGAGACGAUCACGCGGGUGUGGCAUCCAGAAAAGUUCGUCGGCAACCGCCGUGCUCUUGUGUUCACUCGGGAGCACUUUCUAAGGUUUGCGCAGACCCGCUACUCGCCGCACCUCCCGACACUGUCCAAGGCGCGUGCGGCGCGUCGGGCAUACGACAUCCUGGAUGCGUUGCCGUCCAAAGCGGAGGCAUCGUUUGCGAAGUAUGCCUACGAACUUCUGCCGAGCUCCGCGGCAUCUGUGUAA
Molecule: messenger RNA, 2078 nt
Organism: Leptomonas pyrrhocoris
Lineage: Eukaryota; Euglenozoa; Kinetoplastea; Trypanosomatida; Trypanosomatidae
Exons: 1
Coding region: 243-2078 (611 amino acids)
Source: RefSeq, a predicted model, not a curated record